AUGGACGUCGGGCCUCGCACUGUUAUUGCUGACGGUUGACUGCCUGAUCGGAAAUCGACCUUGGUGUUUUCCUACUUCACAUAUACAUUAAUAUGGCCCUGGAGCUUCUCUGUCUCUCUCUCUGUCCGUGCUUUAGAUCGUGAUUACGCCUACUUACUUUUACCAGCACACAACAAUUUUGCAAACAAUCCAAAACUGGCCAAUUCCAACAUGGACACAGCACUAGAUUUAUCAGACGCCUCGAAGGCUUUAGAUCUGGAUAAUAUUCGUUUUCAGCUAAUCCGACUCGAAGAUACAAUCACCUUUCAUCUAAUCGAAAGAGUCCAAUUUCCCCUCAAUGCCACCAUCUACGAUCCCAUUGCUCUUCCGGUGCCUACAACGAACCUAGCAUUGCCUCCGGUCAUUUCGCUGAUGGACUACCUUCUAUCCGAAACCGAGCGUCUCCAUUCUACGAUUCGUCGAUAUGAUGCGCCCGACGAGUAUGCCUUUUUCCCUGAAGUCCUUCAGCGGCCCAUGCUCCAAUCCAUCAAGUACCCCAAGAUCCUUCAUGACAACGACGUAAAUGUCAAUCAGGUUAUCAAGGAGAAGUAUAUAAAGGAGGUAUUGCCAGAAGCCUGCCGCAAGUUCGAACGCGAAGACCGAGGUGAGACAAAGGAGAAUUAUGGUAGCGCCGCGACUUGUGACGUUGCAUGUCUGCAAGCUCUGUCGCGAAGGAUACACUUCGGCAAGUUCGUAGCCGAGAGCAAAUUCCAGCAGGAAACGGAGAGAUUUGUGAAACUCAUCAAGGCCGAAGACCGUGAAGGCAUCGACGCCGCCAUCACUAAUCAGAAGGUAGAGCAGCAGGUCCUCGAGCGACUUCGGCUAAAGGCGAAGACUUAUGGCAAGGAUCCCUCUGCAGCCACCAAAGGUGGAGCCUCAGCAGAAGAGAAGAUCAAUGUCGAGGCCGUGGUCAAGAUGUAUGCUCAGGUCGUAAUACCUUUGACCAAGAUUGUCGAAGUCGAGUACCUCAUGCAAAGACUGAAAGGCACUCAAUGGGACUAAGAGUAGUAUUGCAAUUGGUCGGACCGGAUAGAUUUUUGCAUCAGUUCAAUCCUAUGGCUUCAGGUAUUCGGCCACAUCUUGGACAGCAGCCUUGAAGUUUUCUCCUGAGAUCAAUAUGACGUGCCCUUGAGGCUUGAUACCGAGCUCUUGGAA
Messenger RNA from Exophiala oligosperma, 1194 nucleotides. Its product is annotated as chorismate mutase, variant. Gene Ontology annotation, biological process: chorismate metabolic process; aromatic amino acid biosynthetic process. Lineage: Eukaryota; Fungi; Ascomycota; Eurotiomycetes; Chaetothyriales; Herpotrichiellaceae. Gene Ontology annotation, molecular function: chorismate mutase activity. The coding region runs from base 211 to 1041 and encodes 276 amino acids. The record is from RefSeq and is a predicted model, not a curated record. Gene Ontology annotation, cellular component: cytoplasm. The transcript is spliced from 2 exons.